AUGCGCCACAGGUGGGCUGUAGUGAACAAGAGAAGGCGUGCUUUUGGGAAGAUCUGGCGCAGUACGUCUAAUCCCUGGAAGGAAGCACUUCUAAUCGGAAGAGACUUCAACGGACAUGUCGGUUCUCGGAAAGACGGGUUCGAGAGUUGUCACAGAGGAUACGGUUAUGGAACUCGUAACGACGACGGGUUGCGAAUCCUGGAGUACGUUGUUGCAAGUGACCUGAUCAUUGCUAACACGCAGUAUCGGAAAAGAAAAUCGCAUUUGAUCAGCUACACCAGCGGUGGUCGUGAAACACAAAUAGUUUUCUGGAUGUUACGCCGACGAGAUCGCCGACUUCUGCAGGAUUCAAAAGUCACCCCUACAGACUAUGUCGCUGCCCAACAUCAUUUGCUCGUCAUGGACUUGAAAAUCCCCCAUCCAAGAAAGAGACAUCCAAGGACUGAAAUACAGCGCAUCAAACAGUGGAAUCGGAAGGAUCGAAAGAACGUAUUUAAGAACGUCCGUGGCUCCAUCUACACUUUCCCAUCCUCCUUGUAG
Necator americanus (New World hookworm) is the source of this 540-nucleotide messenger RNA. RefSeq lists its product as uncharacterized. The transcript has a single exon. Gene Ontology annotation, biological process: chromatin remodeling. The record is from RefSeq and is a predicted model, not a curated record. NCBI's taxonomy places the organism in Eukaryota, Metazoa, Nematoda, Chromadorea, Rhabditida, Ancylostomatidae. Bases 1 to 540 code for a protein of 179 amino acids. Gene Ontology annotation, cellular component: nucleus.